CAACAUUAAAGCCUUCAAAGUUCAAACCUCAAAUGCUAAGCAAUGUUAGGUGAAAGAAAGCAACCUUAAGUACCAUCAAAACCUUCCUUUUACAGCGAAGCCUCAAGUGGCUUAUUGCAGUUCUCCUCUGUUGUUGCUCUGGUUGUGAAUUGCCAAAUGAAGAAAACUAUUGCUACCCAUUGAAGAGGAGGGACUCAAAGCACUGUUGCUUCUACUUUUGUGUUUUUGGAUACAAUGCAGUUGCAGAUAUCACCAAGUUUAAGGCAUGUCACAAUACUUUCAGGAAAAGGGUUGAAGGAAUUUAUCAAAGUGAGGGUUGCAUCAAGGAGGCUUUCUUAUUGGAUGCUCUUUUAUUCACUCCUGUUCUUCACUUUUCUUCUUCGGUUUGUAUUUGUUUUGACAGCAGUGGAUAGCAUAGAUGGUGAAAACAAGUGCUCUACCAUAGGUUGCCUUGGAAUGAAACUGACGCCAAAGGUUUUGGGAAGAAGUCUUGAAUCAACUGUCCCAGAAGUUAUAUACGGAAUAUUAGAUCAACCCCUUAGCAAAGAUGGACUGGAGGGAAGAUAUGAUGUUCCUCAAACUUUAGAAGAGUUCGUGUCCCAAAUGAAGGAAGGUGGAUAUGAUGCCAAGACAUUUGCACGUAAACUACGAGAAAUGGUAACCCUAAUGGAACAAAGGACCAGGAUGGCAAAAGUCCAGGAAUAUUUAUACCGUCAUGUAGCAUCAAGCAGCAUGCCAAAACAGCUUCACUGUCUUGAACUGAGGCUAGCCAGUGAGCACACGAACAACGCCGCAGCGCGCCUUCAGCUACCCUCUGCAGAACUUGUCCCUGUCCUUGUUGACAAUUCCUACUUCCACUUUGUCCUUGCCUCAGACAAUGUGCUUGCCGCCUCCGUGGUUGCCAAAUCACUUGUUCACAACAGCUUGCAGCCUCAGAAAGUUGUUCUGCACAUAAUAACUGAUAGAAAGACUUAUUAUUCAAUGCAAGCUUGGUUUUCAUUGCACCCUUUAUCACCAGCUAUAAUUGAGGUCAAGGCCUUGCACCAUUUUGACUGGUUUGCAAAGGGAAGAGUGCCUGUGAUGGAGGCCAUGGAGAAAGAUCAAAAUGUGCGGUCACGGUUCAGAGGGGGUUCAUCAGCUAUUGUUGCAAAUGCUACUGAGAAGCCGACUGUUAUUGCAGCAAAGCUGCAAGCACUUAGUCCCAAGUAUAAUUCAGUGAUGAAUCACAUUAGGAUACAUAUUCCAGAGUUGUUCCCAAGUCUUUACAAGGUGGUCUUCCUAGAUGAUGACAUUGUGGUACAAACUGAUCUAUCUCCUCUGUGGAAUAUUGACAUGAAUGGGAAAGUCAAUGGAGCAGUAGAAACAUGCAGUGGAGAUGAUAAGUUUGUGAUGUCAAAGAGAUUGAAAAGCUAUUUGAACUUCUCUCACCCUCUAAUAUCAGAGAAUUUUGAUCCCAAUGAAUGUGCAUGGGCUUAUGGCAUGAACAUUUUUGACCUGGAGGCAUGGAGGAAGACCAAUAUAAGCUUUACAUACCAUUACUGGGUUGAGCAGAAUAUAAAAUCAGACCUCAGUUUGUGGCAGCUAGGGACAUUACCUCCUGGAUUAAUAGCAUUCCAUGGUUAUGUCCAUACUAUUGAUCCUUUUUGGCACAUGCUGGGAUUAGGAUAUCAGGAAAAUACAAGUUUUGCUGAUGCUGAGAGUGCUGCAGUCAUCCAUUUUAAUGGCAGGGCAAAGCCAUGGCUAGAUAUUGCUUUUUCACAACUAAGGCCACUGUGGACCAAGUAUGUUGACUUUUCGGAUAACUUCAUUAAGAGUUGUCACAUUAGAGCAUCAUAACUUGGAUCUUGAGAAAAAUGUGACCAUUUUGAUGAGUUGAGGAAAAAAAAGGUAUUUCCGAGAAGGGAAGAUGAAAUGAGAGGAUUUCUAAGCAAAAGCUCAUCAAUGAUAUGGGAUGAUGCUCCCUUCUUGUUUA
Molecule: messenger RNA, 1972 nt
Organism: Lotus japonicus
Lineage: Eukaryota; Viridiplantae; Streptophyta; Magnoliopsida; Fabales; Fabaceae
Product: probable galacturonosyltransferase 12
Exons: 6
Coding region: 235-1836 (533 amino acids)
Molecular function (GO): polygalacturonate 4-alpha-galacturonosyltransferase activity
Source: RefSeq, a predicted model, not a curated record